AGCGCCGCCGUCUCGGUGGUGCAUCAUGGCGGAGGAGAGCGGCGUCUGCAGCUUCGUGUUCAAGAAGCGGGUCCGAGCCGCGGGCAGCGGCCGGCGGAAACGGCCCGGCAGCGACCAGGAGCGGGAGAGCAGUGGGGAGGAGGGCAGCACCGUGGUGCGGAAGGAGCGGCGGCGGGACACCCCCAACCCCAUGAUCCAGAAGACCAGGCGCUGCACGAGGGAGAGGCCCGAGUACGCCCUGAGCAGCAGCGAGGAUGAGGAUCCCGCCAAGGACAUCGGGGUCACCUACAAAUCCACCAGGUCGGCGAAACCUGUUGGCCCAGAAGACAUGGGAGCCACAGCAGUGUAUGAACUGGACACGGAGAAGGAGAAGGAUGCCCAGGCCAUCUUUGAGCGCAGCCAGAAAAUCCAGGAGGAGCUGAGAGGAAAGGAAGAUGAUAAAAUUUACCGUGGCAUUAACAACUACCAGAAGUACGUGAAGCCCAAGGACACAUCGAUGGGAAAUGCCUCUUCAGGAAUGGUCAGGAAAGGCCCCAUCCGUGCUCCGGAGCACCUGCGGGCCACGGUGCGCUGGGACUACCAGCCCGACAUCUGCAAGGACUACAAAGAGACCGGGUUCUGCGGCUUCGGGGACAGCUGCAAAUUCCUGCACGACCGCUCGGACUACAAGCACGGCUGGCAGAUCGAGCGGGAGCUGGACGAAGGCCGCUACGGCGUCAACGACGAUGAAAACUACGAGGUGAGCAGUGAUGAGGAGGACAUGCCUUUCAAAUGCUUCAUCUGCAGAGGUUCCUUCAAGAACCCCGUGGUCACCAAGUGUCGGCACUACUUCUGUGAGAGCUGUGCCCUCCAGCACUAUCGCAAAUCCCAGCGCUGCUACGUGUGUGACAAGCAAACCAACGGGGUCUUCAACCCUGCCAAAGAGCUCAUGGCAAAAUUGGAAAAACACAAAGGGGAGGAAGAAGAGGAGCAACAGUCAGACCAUGAAGAGGAUCCACAGUAGCAGAACAUUUUGUACAUAACUGAAUAAAGCUUUUGUAGGAAAAGAAA
Prinia subflava (tawny-flanked prinia) is the source of this 1050-nucleotide messenger RNA. RefSeq names its product E3 ubiquitin-protein ligase RNF113A-like. Bases 26 to 1003 code for a protein of 325 amino acids. Lineage: Eukaryota; Metazoa; Chordata; Aves; Passeriformes; Cisticolidae. Gene Ontology annotation, molecular function: metal ion binding. Gene Ontology annotation, cellular component: U2-type spliceosomal complex. The record is from RefSeq and is a predicted model, not a curated record. Gene Ontology annotation, biological process: snoRNA splicing. The transcript has 10 exons.